Rhodotorula toruloides NP11 is the source of this 1509-nucleotide messenger RNA. Its product is annotated as DUF1479 domain protein. Bases 1 to 1509 code for a protein of 502 amino acids. The record is from RefSeq and is a predicted model, not a curated record. NCBI's taxonomy places the organism in Eukaryota, Fungi, Basidiomycota, Microbotryomycetes, Sporidiobolales, Sporidiobolaceae. The transcript is spliced from 7 exons.
AUGCUCCGACAUGCACUCCGCCCGCGCACCCUCACCUCCGCCCUCUCCCUCCGCACCCCGCUCCUCGCCCGCUCCAUGUCCCGCACCCCCACUCCCCUCUCUCCAGCAACGCCCGCCGAGAAAGACGAAGGCAGCAUCGCAUCCGUCUUCUCCUCGCUUGGAGGAGACGCAUUCGUACCGCUCGAAGCAGGGUUCGGCGAGUUGAAGAAGUCGCUGUGGACGGAUGGGUUGAUCGAGAGUUGGAGGACGGUGUUGAGCGCGCUGGAGGAGCGGACGGAGGAGAUCAAGGAGAAGGGGACGCAGAUCGUCCCGCAAGUCGACUUCCGCGACGUCCAGGCUGGCUUGUCCCCCUCGCUCAAGGACGAGAUCAAGCGCGUCGGCACCGUCGUCGUCCACGGCGCUGUCGCCGCCGCCGAAGCCGAAGGUUGGAAGCGCCAAAUCCAGUCCUACAUCGCCGAGAACCGCUCCCUCGCCCGCGGCUUCCCCGACGACAACCCCCAAGUGUGGGAGAUCUACAACUCGGUUGCGCAGACUCAGGCGAGAACGCAUCCUGGCUUGCUCGAGACGCAGAAGACGCUGCUCGGGUUCUUUCAUACGACCGACGAUUCGUCGCCUGUCUCGGUCAACACGCCUAUCAGCUAUUUCGACCGACUGAGGAUCCGCUUCCCUGGCGACUCGGUAUUUGCGCUCGGCUGUCACAUCGACGGCGGAAGUUUGGAGCGGUGGGAAGACCCAGGCUUCCGUCAGUGCUGGCGCGAGAUUCUGCGAGGCGGACCAGACCCGCACCUUCGCCACGACCCGUGGGACUUGACGCCUCGCCUGAACGCGCGAACGGACCUGUACAACGGGGCAGGCGCUUGCUCGGCGUUCCGCAUGUUCCAGGGCUGGACCGCGCUAUCGACGACUGCGCCCGGCGAAGGAACUCUACAGGUCUUCCCAGACGUCAACCUGGCUACAUCCUACCUCAUUCUCCGCCCCUUCUUCCGCGAGCGAAGAGGCCGAGAAGGCAAACUCGGCUUCGACGACUGGGAAGUCGACCUUGAUUCGACUGCGUUCCCAGGCUCCGUUAAGGGCAAAGCCCAGGAACUCUCGCACCAGACGCACCCGCACCUUCGGCUCACGGAAACAAUGGUCUCGGUUCCGCAGGUCGUGCCCGGUAGUCAGGUCUACUGGCAUUGCGACGUCAUUCACGCCGUCGAGUCCCGCCACGGCGGCAAGGCCGACUCCUCCGUCCUCUACAUCCCCGCCGCCCCUCUCACCAAACAGAACGCAACCUACCUCGCCGCCCAACGCGCCCGCUUCGAAGCUGGAAAACCAGCGCCCGACUUUCCUGGCGGCGCGGGGGAGAGCCAGUUUGUUGCAAGGGCGGGGAAGGGAGAUGUGCAUGCGGGGUCGGGAGAAGCGGGUCUCAGGGCGCUCGGAUACGCGCCUUUCGUGCCGCAGAAGGGGGAGACGGAGGGCGGGAAGCGGGUGAUCGAGGAGGCGAACAGCAUUCUUGGGUUUACUUAG